AUGACCACUUCCUGGGGGGGGUGGAAGGACACGCCCAGCCCUUGGUUUUGUCGGGACCCGGAAUCAGAUGAUGGGGGGGCCCUGCAUGCCCCUGGCUCCGUCAUACAGAAGGAAAAUAACAAGAAUGACAAGAAGAUCCUGGAACUCAUGUCCAACAUCAUCCAGCUGCUGACUGGAGAGGUUGCCAUAAGGACUCAUCAUGUUUCCAUCUAUUUUUCCUUGGACGAGUGGGACUAUAUAAAAGGAAACAAGGACCUUUAUGAGGAAGAAAUGAAGGAGGAGCCACAGCAGCUCCACCCACUGGACGGUGAAUAUGAAGAUAAGAGAGAUAUUCCAGCUGAUCUGGGAGGAACAUCAUGUUAUAAUAAUGAGCCAAGCAAGAUUGGGGCUGAAGGAGCAGAGUUUUAUGGCGACGGAAAUCUCACAAACCUUGAAAUGUCUCCGGCGGAACAGCCCCCACCAGCCAAUGGAAUUAAAGAAGAAGAGAUUUCAUGGGAAGGGAGAAACCAAUCAGAUUGCAGCAUUAAUCCAGUUACAGAACAGAUACAGGGAACAGAUACACCUACUCCUAUCAUGGGAUGCAGAAUGAAUAACAGCUCGGCAUGUAAUAUAAAAGAGGAAAUGGAUUCAUGGGAAGGAAGAGACCAAUCAGAUUGCAGCAUUAAUCCACUUAAAGAACAGGGAACAGAUAAAGCUACUCCUAUCAUGGGAUGCAGCCUGGCAGCCAAUUACAAAUCAGAUAAUAUAGAAGAGGAGGGGGCGUCAUGUGAAGAAGAGCAUCUCUCUGAUUACAAGAUUAUUACUGUUUCUGAACCAGAACAGGAAACCGACACAGCUUCUGUUAUCAUGGGCUGCAGCUCUAAUAACUUCUUGUCGCCUAAUUAUAUAUCUGUUAUAAUUGCAGAGGAGCCAGUUAGAUGGGAAGAGAGAAACCAAUCAGAUUGCAGCAUUAAUCCACUUACAGAACAGAUACAGGUAACAGAUACACCUACUCCUAUCAUGGGAAGUGACUUCAGUAACAGAGUGUCACAAGGUUAUUGCCACGCGCAGGAUUUGUGUAGGAAUUCUGAUCUCAGUAACCAUGAGGGAACUCUGAACACUGAAGAGAAAGUCUUUUCUUGUCCUUCCUGCCAGAAAUAUUUUAAAUCUGAGUCAGACCUUAUUGAUCACCAGAAACUCCAUGCGGGGGAGAAACCAUUCUCUUGUUUUAUUUGCGGGAAAAGCUUUAGUCGUCGCUCGGUGCUCGCUGUGCAUCAGAGAACCCACACAGGGGAGAAACCUCACGCCUGCUCAGAGUGUGGCAAGACUUUUGCUCAUCAGUCGGAUCUUAACAGACAUCAAAAGAGCCACACGGGCUACAAACCAUUUUCUUGUCUUGACUGUGGGAAAUGCUUCACACGCCGCUGGUACCUGAAUGUGCAUCGGAAAAUCCACACAAAGGAGAAACAAUUUACUUGUUCUGAGUGCGGCAAAGGCUUCACUCAGCUCUCCAACCUCAAUGUUCAUUACAGGAUUCACACAGGAGAACAGCAGUAUAUUUGUUCAGCUUGUGGCCAGUGUUUCCAGAAUUGCUUGGCCCUUAUUGAACAUCAGAGAAGCCACACGGGCCAAACAGCAUUCUUGCCGUAACCUCGGGAGAUAUUUCAGCCACUCAGGAAAGAAGCCAUUCUCUUGUUUUAUAAAGGACAUAAACUUCUGAACAAGAGGCUGUAAAUGAAUGGGACUUCUUUCUGCUGCUUCUGUAUUUUAAUAAGGGCAGUCGAACCUGAAUUUAUCAGAUUUUCUCAUCUAGUAUUUAUCAAUGAACUUGCAUUAACUGUGUCCUGAUAAAGCCCUGCUGUCCCUUCUUCUUCUGCAUUUGGAAUUACAGUAGGUAUGGGUGGCCAAAAGUGAUUCUACAGUUUCCCAUAGGGAUUAGGCACAUGAUUCAAAUUCUAGCAGAGCUCUAACAAAGCCUGAGUGUCUGACCAAACCGAAUAUGAACUCUUUGAAUAUGAACUCUGAAUAUGAACUCUUUGACCACUGGCCAAAUAAAGUUGAUAUUUUUGUAUCAUGUGCUGCAC
Molecule: messenger RNA, 2063 nt
Organism: Xenopus laevis (African clawed frog)
Lineage: Eukaryota; Metazoa; Chordata; Amphibia; Anura; Pipidae
Product: oocyte zinc finger protein XlCOF7.1-like
Exons: 4
Coding region: 1-1629 (542 amino acids)
Source: RefSeq, a predicted model, not a curated record